Molecule: messenger RNA, 1985 nt
Organism: Vitis vinifera (wine grape)
Lineage: Eukaryota; Viridiplantae; Streptophyta; Magnoliopsida; Vitales; Vitaceae
Exons: 9
Coding region: 396-1700 (434 amino acids)
Molecular function (GO): DNA-binding transcription factor activity; DNA binding
Source: RefSeq, a predicted model, not a curated record
GGCAAAACCAUCACAACAACUCCCUUUGUCUUACUAGUUUUUGUCUCCACUUACCAAGCCAUUCUUCAACUCCUCCUCCCGCCACAUUGCAUUUCCAGCAGACACCUACACAGAAUCCUCUCUCUAAAUCAAGCCCUUUCCCAUGGCUUUUUCUCCAUUACCCUCUAAACGCUGCUUUUUCCCCUCUGCACCGACUCCCCACUUCCCCUCUUCUUCUUCCUCCUCUCUCCUCUCACCCCAAAAGAUUCCCCCCUAAGGAAGAAUUACCCACUAUAACCCUACCCGUCACCUAUCAAUUCUGCAAAAUUCCCCAUCCUUUUAGCCUAUAAUUUGAUCAGAUUUCACUUCCUCUUUGGGGAUUUCCAGCGUUGCACUGAGUGUUUUCAAGGGUUUCAAUGACCGGUGGUAGCCCAAAUUUGGGGCUUAACGGGAAUGACAAGCCGAAAAUGGAGUCGGUGCCAAGCUUGAUCUCGGCGACGGCGGCCACGGCUGAGGCGCCUAAAUUGAGUUUUUUCCCGAGCUUUGAGGUCGGGGAGAAUGUGGCUGUUCCUGUGUUGCAGUCACGGCCAGGUUUUGUUCCACUUCCGGCUAGCUCCAGGCAUAGAGAGUCUGAGCUCAUACCUGUUUUUUCUGGGGUCAAUACACUAUGGGGUUCCCAGGUUGUUGGAAGUCCAUAUCAGGUUCAUGGCCUUCAGUAUGGCAAUAUGUGUGUUCCAGUUGCCCCAUGGUCAAACUUGAAGCGGAAGGCUGAGUCAACUGGAGACUUGUAUAACCGCCCACCUAUGGAUGCUUUCUUUGGUCAUAUCCCAGGUGGUUUUGGUCGGGAUUCAGUAUUUCAUGCAGGCUUCAUGCCCAUUCAAGCAGUGUUCCAGAAUCCUUUUAUGCCCACCGCAGUGAGGGCUCCACCUUUGAGUUACAACCUUUCUGCACCCCUCAGCAUUGAAGUGGCUAAACGUCCUGAAAUGAAUGUUUUCUCAGCUUCUCAAUGUCCAAAGAUUGGCAACCCUUCUGAUAUUAGUUCCUCAGAUUCUAUACAUACACAGAAGAUGCUUCGUCUGAGUAUGGAUGUAAGCUCAGAUAGACAUGAGAUUGUCAACCUAGGAGCUUCAGAUAAACAUGAGUUGCCACUCUUGUGGAAAAAUAAUGCUCCCAGUGUGACACUGUCAGACAUUAUUAAUAGCUCAGAAACUCGGCCUGGAAGUUCUCCUCCUGCAAAUAUACAUGAGGAUGAUGAGGAAAUUAAAGGGAAAGGUUGGUUGAUGCUUGUGCAGAAAGAGUUGCGGAAUACUGAUGUUGGUAACCUGGGAAGAAUUGUGCUUCCAAAAAAGGAUGCAGAAGCAAAUCUUCCUCCCCUAGUUGCUAAAGAUGGACUGGUUCUGCAAAUGGAGGACAUGAAAUAUUCAGUUAACUGGAAGUUUAAGUAUAGGUACUGGCCGAACAACAGAAGUAGGAUGUAUGUUAUGGAGAACACAGGAAAUUUUGUAAAAAUGCAUGAUCUUCAGCCUGGUGAUUUGUUUGUAGUUUAUAAGGAUGAAAGCUCUGGAAAAUAUAUUGUUCGUGGAAAGAAGGCAGUGAAACCGGCACAUGCUGAGGAUAAGGAUGGAUCAAUACAUCGACACAGGGUAGGUGAAGCAGACAGGGACUGGUACAGACAGAUUUGGCCAGAACAAGGGACCUCAAUACAGCUCGGUACACUCUGAAACUCCAGUGCAGAACCAAUAAUACAAGUGGCCCAUCUCAAACCGUGCCUCCAGAUGUCAGCCUAGGUGAUACCCUUUGAUCCCUGACAGCUGAAAAUGUACUUUUUACCUUACAUAAGUUCUCUGUAAUUGCUCAAGAAAAAAAUUGAAUAGUUGCUUCCUGUAAUUCAUUUUUGGUAGAUAAAGACUAGUUCUUAGCCUUAUGUAAAUCUAGUUUUGACUGGAAACCAAGGACCUCAGAUGCCUAAUAAAAAAUAUACCCAAAAUCCAGAUGUUUACAAGUCA